AUGAGUGCAAGUAGUGAUGAAGGACCAAGUCAUAGUGGAGCUGACGUUUUACAUUCCAGGAAUGAAUACAAGGAAGUACCUUCGAUCGAGUCCAUCACAUUAGACGGAUCAUCGGAGAUGAUUCAAACAAAAGGCAGACAAUGCCACUAUAAUUCAGACGGACCAAAGAGAAUUGCCCUGAAACUUAUCGAACAAGCUCAAUUAAUAUCCAGAGGAAACCCUUCCAUUUACAAGCUCAACCUAGACAGGGAGGUGUUUAAUCAGUCCAAGCAGCUUGUGAAAUGCUCCUUAGGAAAGCCCACCACUAUGCACAAGAUGAAGACAAUUAUGGUGCUGGGGUCAACUGGAUCAGGAAAGACGACCCUCAUCAACGGGAUGAUCAACUACAUCUUGGGCGUGGAGUGGGGGGACAACAUCAGAUACCAGUUAAUACAGCAGGAGACGGGAACAUCCCAGGCUGAGAGCCAGACCUCCUCCAUCACUGCCUACCAUCUCCACCACCAGGUAGGGUUUAACAUCGACUGCUCUCUGACUAUAAUCGACACGCCAGGAUUCGGAGACAUCAGGGAUCAUCAGAUCACUGAGCAAAUCCGCGAGUUCUUCACUUCCCCACAGGGCGUUGAUCAGAUCGACGCGGUCUGUUUCGUCGUCCAAGCCUCCUUGGCUCGCCUGACCCCGACACAGAAAUAUGUCUUUGAUUCCAUCCUUUCCAUUUUUGGCAAAGAUAUCGCGGAGAACAUUCAGAUAAUGGUGACGUUCGCGGACGGGCAGCGCCCCCCAGUUCUGGAGGCCCUGAAAGCCAACCAGGUACCCUGCCCUAAAGACAAAAAGGGAUUGCCAGUACACUUUAAGUUUAACAAUUCUGCCAUUUUUGCCCAGCGUCCGACCUCUGGCGACGAGGGGAGAUCUGACGACAGUGGGGAAGAGGAUAAUGACUUUGACCAGAUGUUCUGGAAGAUGGGGACAAACAGUAUGAAGAAGUUCUUCGCAGCUCUGAGCACGAUGCAGGCGAGGAGCCUGCUCCUGACCAAAGAGGUACUGAAGGAACGUAGCCAGCUGGAGUCUGUAGUGGCCGGGUUGCAGACUCUGAUCCAAGCAGGGCUGACCAAAUUAGAGGAGCUCAAGAAAACCCAACAAGUUCUGGACCAAAACCAGUCCAAACUGGAAGAAAAUAAAGAUUUUGAGUACGAGGUCGAUGUGACUGUUAAAGAAAAGAGGAAACUUGGCAGCGAUGCUCCAUUAGUAAACAACUGUACGGUUUGUGAAUACAGUUGUCAUGACCCCUGUCCGUAUGCAGGUUAUAUUUUCAAAUACUGGUGUUCAUCAAUGGACAUACUGGGAAAUUGUGUAGUCUGUCCGGGGAAGUGCGGCGUGCUAAAACACCUGAGGGAAGAGUACAGGUAUGUCUGUGUAACAAAAAAGGAGAAGAGGACGUACAACGAACUGAAGGAAAAGUAUGAGAAGGCAUACGGUGAGAAGAUGAGCCUGCAGAAGAUUAUGGAGUUACUUGGCCAGGACUUUGCUGAGGUGGAGAACACAGUGCAGAAGCUGAUUCAAGAAUUAUCCCAGGGCAUUAGACGACUUGAAGAAAUUGCCCUGAGACCAAACCCGUUGUCCACCCAGGCUUACAUUGACCUCCUGAUUCAGGCUGAGAAAAAUGAGGCGAAGCCAGGCUUCAUUGAACGAAUUCAGGCACUGACCGCUUUGAAGAAGCCGGCAGAGUUCAGAGAAAAGAUUGCCAACAAGGAGAAGCUGUUACCAGUGUAUUCAAAUGAAGGUGCGGCGGGAGGGAAAAGUACUGGAGAAAAUUUAAAGAAAAAAAUGUCAAACAUGAAGGAUUGGUUCUCUUCCAGUAACUGAGAAACAUUCCAGCUGUUUUCCAGUGUGUUUCACUCAACCGAUACACAAAUCCUCGUUCUAAUUCCUCGUCCUUCCCCUCCCCCAUCUGCCCAUUGCCUUUCACACCGAACCUUCCUUCCUCGAAGCUGCCUUCUUCUCAACAUAUUCCCAUAGGGCCUUUAUCCCAGGAAGGGUUUGCUGGCGUUGGAGAGGGUCCAGAGGAGGUUUACUAGAAUGAUCCCAGGAAUGAGUGGGUUAACAU
Molecule: messenger RNA, 2101 nt
Organism: Amblyraja radiata (thorny skate)
Lineage: Eukaryota; Metazoa; Chordata; Chondrichthyes; Rajiformes; Rajidae
Exons: 1
Coding region: 1-1860 (619 amino acids)
Molecular function (GO): GTP binding
Source: RefSeq, a predicted model, not a curated record